AUGAGUACACCACCACAAUUGCAUCUUCUAUAUUCUGCGACAAGUGAAUCAAUUUCACCUUAUGAUUAUUUUACGAAGUCAAAUGCUAAAUCAGACGUUAUACUCGUAGCUGAUCAUGUCAAAUUUCAUUGUCAUCGUUUAAUUUUAUCAUUGGUAUCUCCAGUGUUUACGAGAAUGUUUGACGGUCAUUUUAAAGAACAUAAUGAACAAGAAAUAGUUUUAAAUGGGAAAAAAUCCAAGAGUAUCUUGGAACUACUAAUAUAUAUUUAUCCACAAUUCCAUAAUUCAAUUAAUCCAACAAAUAUUGAAGAUUUUCUACAGUUGUCUGACGAAUAUAUGAUUGAUCAUGUAAAACAACCAUGUAGAGAAUUUUUAGCAAGAGAACUAGAACAAUAUAAAUACGUUAUUAUGCCAACAAAACAAAAAGUUGAACAACCCUCCUUAUCAUCAAAAGAUUUUCAUUCAAGUGAUUUGGUAUUGAACACAGACCCUACAUCUUCUAGCAAUCAUCGUUUGCGUCCAACAUCAUCUUCACGACAAACUCCUGCCUCUGUAAAAUUUCCCUCAAGUAAAUACCUCAAACCCUCAUCGUCCAAUACACCGUCAAAAUAUUUAGUGACAAUUGAUCAAUAUGAAAUUCCAAAAUAUUUUGAUUCAACAUCUUCAAGGAUAAAAUUUUCUAGUGAAGAAAUAGAACUAUGGCUCAAACGUUUAAAAAUUUUAUACUCAAUCGAUAAAACACGUUAUUUUGAACAAAUUAUUGAACACAUAUUAUCUCUUUUACACUUUAUAUCUAGUACUCUCAUUCUACCUUUACUAAAGAUAACAUCACCGACUGAUGAACAAUUAUUGAAUGAUCUAUUACGUGCUCGACUAUUUUUUCUCGAAGAAUUCGAUGGAAAUGAAGUCAAACGUUUAAUACGGUUACCAGAGAGUUAUCGUACAUUUAUAACAACUACACUUGCUCGACGAAAUGACAUUAGUUGUGAGAGUUCAUCAAAUGAACCAAUACUAGUCGAUGAAAAUGGUCCACUAUUAAAUAUGACAUUACAGAUAGAUCAAGAACCAUGA
Molecule: messenger RNA, 1071 nt
Organism: Didymodactylos carnosus
Lineage: Eukaryota; Metazoa; Rotifera; Eurotatoria; Philodinida; Philodinidae
Source: the annotation of a GenBank genome assembly